This is a messenger RNA of Pelagomonas calceolata, 1436 nucleotides long. Lineage: Eukaryota; Pelagophyceae; Pelagomonadales; Pelagomonadaceae. The record is from the annotation of a GenBank genome assembly.
GCUAAAAACGAGUCGUAGCGCGCUGACGCAGGUUAGCGUUGCACGAAGGACGCCCUAGAGGGACCUCAUCUUGUAGACUUGCCCCAUACGGGAAUUACAAUUGUCUCCGACCGCCGUAGCAGCAGCGCCAGCAAAGGCUCUCCGACAGCCACCAAGAGAGCAAGCCGCGCGCGAUCGUACGCAUCCACACUCAUGGCGGCCGACGACGAGAAAACCGUGAUAAAACAACUCCUAGACGCCGACGCCGACGGCAAGCUGACCUUCGAGGACGCGAAAGCGAUCGCCGCCAAGAUGGCCGCGAGCGCCCGGAAGCGAAUCGUGACGUUACUCGACGAAGACGGCGACGGCGAGAUCUCGUGGGCCGAGAUCGAGGGCGGCGCCCGCGGCGCCUUCCACCGCUGCGAGGAGGCCGUGACGCGGGCCUGGCGCGUGCUCGAACCGCACAAGACGAAACUGCUGGCGGGCGCUGGCAUCAUUUCCUGCUUCCAUGGCGCGAAUUUCAAGUACACGAUCCUGUUUGCGGGUAGCUUCCAGACGACGGCGUGGCCGCGCGUCAGCCCUGCACUCACAGCACUGGCGUCGUCGUACAAGGCCGGCAAGCGCGAGUUCGCGGCGAACGCACCACAACUGAAAGCGGCGCGUGACACCCUGCGGCGCUGCUCGCGCGAGCUCGAGGCGUGCAAAGAUGAUGACGCGGCGCGUGCGCGCCUUAUCGCCGAGGCCGCGCACGCGGCCUUAUUGCUGCGCAAGACGAGCAGUUCGUUAUUCGCGGCCAUCGACGGGCCCAAGUUACUGGUUGUAUGCAAAGAGGCCUACCUGGGCACAUUCGCCGCGUUUGCAGCGGUACUGUCCUCGACGGCUGCGAAAGUGGGAGUAGGAAUCGGGCUCGGAACGAAGCUCGCAAACGCCGUCAACGCCGUCGUCGCGCCGGCCGUGGCGAAGAUGUUGCGCACGUUACGCGACCGCGCCCUCGCGAACAAGGACAUCCAGCAGGCACUCGAGGACAUGUCCGAGGCUGCAGGCGUCGACGACGAUGAUGUCAGAGGAUGGGUCGAGAGCGUCAUCGGUCUUUGCGCUUCAGCGCUCGGCAUCUAUGUCGCCCACCGCCUCGACGACGUCGUCUUCCUCUACGGCGCGUGCGGCGCCGGCGCAGCGCUGGCGGUGGACAAGUGCGCGGAGCUGGGCUUCUCGUUCAAGCCGCGUACUAGACACCUCGUCGUCGGCGCGCUCGCGGGUGCAGGAUUUGCCUACCAGACGACGGGCAUCGGGCCCGGCCUCCCGUUCUUCGUCCGCUGGCCGCUGCUCCCGUUCCGCGCGUCGGAGGCCUGCUUGUCGUCGUUGGCCUACGGCAUCCGCGCCGCCGACGCGCGGGCGGCGUGAGAUCACUCUCGGCCGACCGACGCGGACGACGCCGGGGCGCGCCCUGUAUAGUUGUG